This is a messenger RNA of Trematosphaeria pertusa, 1814 nucleotides long. Its product is annotated as acetyl-CoA synthetase-like protein. Lineage: Eukaryota; Fungi; Ascomycota; Dothideomycetes; Pleosporales; Trematosphaeriaceae. The coding region runs from base 101 to 1786 and encodes 561 amino acids. The transcript has 2 exons. Gene Ontology annotation, molecular function: CoA-ligase activity. The record is from RefSeq and is a predicted model, not a curated record.
CGAAACUUCGCAUUAUUUAGUCUCUAGCACCAUUAUUGCAAUUCUUCGAGAUACAUCCGAAUAGACACCGCGUCCGUAUAGAUAGUCCAUCUACAUCACAAUGGUCAUUUUUAAAUCAAGACAGCCACCAAUUAACCUGCCAACCGAUUUAACAGACUGGGACUGGCUCUUCGACUCCCCCUACUCGCCUAUCAACAACUACCCGCCAGACCAACUCGCCGGCUUCCAAAAUGCCAUCACAAAGGAACGUGUCAACUGGGCCGACGUCAAGAAAUACUCAACCUACAUCUCCACCGCGCUCGUCAAACGCUAUGGCCUGAAGGAAGGCCAGACGAUCUCGCUGUUCUCCCAGAACACUGUCUGGUAUCCCGUAGCUAUGUUCGCGGGCUUAAGAGUAGGAGCUAAGAUCUCCGGUGCCAGUCCGGCGUAUAAUGUCGAAGAGAUGACAUUUGCGCUCAAGACGGCGGAUGCGAAGUUUCUCAUGACGACGCCAGGAAGCAUGGAGGUCGCGAGUAAGAGCGCCGAGGCAGCGGGCCUACCGAAAUCAAACGUCUUCCUCCUCGAAGGAGAACUGCCCGGCUACACCACCGUCCAGGAGCUCAUCCGCAUCGGCCGCUCCUACGGCGAAUCCGGCCAGACACCCGCCUUCAAACUCCCACCUGGCAAGAAGAAUAAGGACGUCUGCGGCUUCCUCUCCUUCUCCUCUGGCACCACAGGCCUCCCCAAAGCCGUCAUGAUUUCCCACCAAAACGUCAUCGCGCAAUGCCUCCAGAUCCAGCAAAUAACGCCGCCGACGCAGAAGAAAAUCAUGGCUGUUUUGCCGCUCUUCCACAUCACCGGCCUCGUCCACCAAAUGCACCUCCCGGUGCUGAUAAACGCCGAAGUCGUCAUGCUGCCGCAAUUCAGCAUGGAGAAAAUGCUCGACGUGAUCGUCGAGUACAAGCUGGGCGAGCUGCUCAUGGUGCCCCCGAUCCUGAUCAGACUGGUGCGGGACCCGAUAGUCGACAACUACGACCUCAGCCACGUGACGCGCUUUUCGUCCGGCGCCGCCCCGCUCAGCGAGGAAAUCAUCCAGCUGCUGCAGAAGAAGUUCCCCAAUACCGGGUUCAAGCAGGGCUACGGCAUGACCGAGUCGUGCAGCUGCAUCACGGCGCACCCGCCCGACAAGUUCAGCUACAAGUACGCGCACAGCGGCGGGGCCAUCGUCGCCAGCACGGAGGUCAAGAUCAUCAAGCCCGACGGGACGGAAGCGGAUGUUGGUGAGCAAGGCGAAGUGCUCGCGCGCGGGCCGCAGAUCGUCAUGGGCUACUUGAACAACGAGCAAGCGACGCGCGAGACGUUUGACGAGGACGGCUUCCUGCACACGGGCGACCAGGGCAUGGUCGACGCCGAGAAUAUGAUCUACAUCACCGACCGCAUCAAAGAGCUGAUAAAAGUGAAGGGCAUCGGCGUUGCGCCUGCCGAGCUGGAGGACCUGCUGCUGGGGCACCACAAGGUGGAGGAUGUGGCUGUUAUGGGCAUCCAGGACGACUACUCGGGCGAGCUGCCGAAGGCGUUUGUGACGCUGAAGCCGGGGCAUGUGGCGGAUUCGGCGGUGGGGCGGGAACUGAUUGAGUUUGUGCAAGAUAAGAAGGUGCGGCAUAAAUGGAUUAAGGAGGUCGAGUUCAUCCCGGAGAUCCCGAAAAGCGCGAGCGGCAAGAUUCUGCGGAGAGUACUGAGGGAGAAGCAGAAGAAUGGGAACGAUAAGGGUGUUGUGGUUAAGGAUGAGAAGAGGGCUAAGCUGUAAAGUGUCGUUUGUGAAGGCAGGAACAUGA